This is a messenger RNA of Penicillium longicatenatum, 468 nucleotides long. RefSeq lists its product as uncharacterized. The coding region runs from base 1 to 468 and encodes 155 amino acids. The record is from RefSeq and is a predicted model, not a curated record. NCBI's taxonomy places the organism in Eukaryota, Fungi, Ascomycota, Eurotiomycetes, Eurotiales, Aspergillaceae. The transcript has a single exon.
AUGUUGGAAACCUCCCAGAGUGGUUACAAUAAGUCCGCGUCUGACGAGUGCUCUAUUCUUUCUGAACCUAGCCAAUGCGUUUCCUCUUUCACCUUGGACACCGGCGCGUCUACAUGGUACAAUCCAGUUCAACUUCCCUCGGGCUUUCCUGGAACAGCACCUCUAUCAGAUACUACUGAUGCCGGGAGCAUUACUAGUGCUCCAGAUCCAUACACGUUCUCGAUUUUCCCAAGCUAUGUCACCGUCAUUACCCCAGCUCCAUUUAACGAGAAGAACGUCGAGGCAACAAGCUCAGAAACUGUUGUCGGAACGGCAGCGACUGCCACGGGAGAGAGCACUUCUUUGCCCAGCACUAGCAAGGGGGCUGCAAGAAAUCUUGUAUCUCCUAUGAGCACCGACGUAGGUAUCUGGGGUCUGCUUUUGUACAUAAUUGCCUGUACUCUCUUUGGUGCAGCUUUGAUUGCAUAA